AUGUUCCGCCGACUCCCCUCCGUCGCGCGCGCUUCUCUUCCUCGCCCGGCUGUCCGCCCAAUCACCCAGGCCCGGACCCUCUCCUCAUCGUCCGCCCCGAACGUCGUCCUCAACCUGGAUGCUCGCAAGACCGCACAGGAGAUCCGCUCGAGGGGCAUCACCUCCUCGGCGCUCAGCGGCGGGCGUGAAGGAGGCAUGGACCGUGAUACAAUCAUCCGUCUCCUAUACUCUUUGGGCUCGAGGCACGAGGUUGAGCGGUACUUGCGCAUCUUCUCCCAGAGCAGCCGGUCGACAGGCAAGGAGGGUGUUCUUCCGGAAGCCAAGUUUGCCGUUCUGAAGAUUGGAGGCGCUAUCCUCACCAACGAGCUGGACGACCUCGCGCUCUCCCUCUCAUUCCUCAACAGGCUCGGUCUCUACCCCAUCGUCCUGCACGGUGGUGGACCUCAACUUAACGAGCUCCUCGAGGCUGAAGGUAUCGUUCCCGACUACGAGGACGGUAUCCGAAUCACCGACGCCAAGACGCUCAACAUUGCCCGCCGGGUCUUCCUGCAGGAGAACCUCAAGCUCACCGCCGCGCUCGAACGCCUCGGUACGCGCGCCCGCCCCAUCCCAACCGGCGUCUUUACGGCCGAGUACCUCGACAAGGCCAAGUAUGGGCUUGUUGGGAAGAUCACCAAGGUCGACAAGGCGCCUAUCGAGGCGGCUAUCCGGGCGGGAUGUCUGCCUAUCUUGACCAGUCUGGCGGAGAAUGCGGAGGGGCAGAUCUUGAAUGUGAACGCGGAUGUCGCUGCUGGAGAGCUUGCGAAAGUCCUCGAGCCCAUGAAGAUCGUCUACCUGAACGAGAAGGGCGGUCUCUUCCACGGUGUGACCGGGAAGAAGAUCUCGACCAUCAACCUGGACGAGGAGUACGAGGGGCUCAUGAAGGAGUCAUGGGUCAAGUACGGCACCAAGCUCAAGCUCCGGGAGAUCAAGGACCUCCUCGACACCCUCCCCCGCACUUCCUCCGUCGCCAUCAUCUCCACCGACAUGCUCCAAAAGGAGCUCUUCACCGACGAGGGCGCCGGUACCCUCAUCCGUCGCGGCCACAAGCUGUACAAGCAGUCGUCUAUCGAUGCUGUCGGAUCCAGCCAGCUCCGUCAAGUCUUCACCGAGCGGGACUCGGAGGUGGCUUCCGGCCGCAAAUCCGUCGCUGAGAUCUUCUCGGACAUGAAGGGCUCGGCGCACACCAUUUACGGCGACGAACCUUUCGACGUCGUCGCGGUCGUCUCCCACCCCGAGGGCCAGACUCCGGUCAUGACCAAAUUCCUCCCUAGCCGGAACGGUAUCCUCAACAAGAUUGUCGACAACGUCUUUGACGCCAUCAAGAAGGACCACCGCCGGCUCUUCUGGACUGCCAAGGCGGAUGAUGAGAACCGGGCGUGGCAUUUUGAGAAGGCGGACGGAAGCUUUACGCGAGCUGGGCGUAGCUUGUUCUGGUAUGGUGUGCCGGACGUUAAGGAGGUCGAGACGAUCGUCAAGGGGUUCGAGGAGUCUGGGCGCAUUGAGCGCGUCUUCCUGCCCGUCGGUCCUUCCGUCCCUCCCCACCGCGCCGGUGCGCGUGCAUACUCCACCUCGGCUCGGUCUCCCCUCCCCUCUUCCCGCCGCGGGUACGCCACUGCUGCUCCUACCCCUCGGAAACGCGUCGCCCUCAUCGGCGCUCGCGGCUACACGGGCCAGAACCUCAUCUCCCUCAUCGACAACCACCCCAACCUCGACCUCACCCACGUCUCGUCCCGUGAACUCGCCGGCCUUCCGCUGAAGGAGUACAAAAAGUCGUCGGUGUCGUACUCGAACCUCUCGCUGGAUGACGUCAAGAAGAUGGAGGAGAAUGGCGAGGUGGAUGCGUGGGUCAUGGCGCUCCCUAAUGGCGUGUGCAAGCCGUUUGUCGAUGCGAUCGACUCGGCAAAGGGGAAUGGGGUGAUUGUGGAUCUGAGUGCAGACUACAGGUUCGAGCAAGGAUGGACAUACGGUCUUCCCGAAUUGUACGACCGAUCCCUCACCCAAUCGUCUAAACGCGUCUCCAACCCAGGAUGCUACGCGACCAACAACCAGCUCCUCUUGGCUCCGCUUAUGCCCUACCUUGACCCGGUCCAGGCUCCGACCGUCUUUGGUGUCUCUGGAUACUCUGGCGCGGGCACCAAGUCUGGCCAAAAAGACGCUGAAGGCCGAUCCGUCACCCUCCCCAAAGUCACCGCCGAAGACCUCGGAGGCGGUGUUCGUCCCUACGCACUCACUGACCACAUCCACGAGCGCGAAUCGUCCACCCACCUCCGCUCCCUCCUCUCCGCCUCCAACCCCGACUGGACCCUCUCCUUUAUCCCCACAGUCGCCCCCUGGUUCUCCGGCAUCAUCUCGGUCCUGAACGCCCCGCUGUCCAAGGUCAUGCGCGCGAGCGAGGUGCACGAGCUCUACGAGACCAAAUACGCCGGCGAGCGGCUGAUCACUGUCGGCAAGAAGGUGCCUGAGAUUCAGGACGGGGAGGGGCGGCACGGCUGGCGUAUGGGCGGCGUGCAGGUGCACUCGGGAGGAAAGAGGGUGGUGGUUGUUGGUGUGCUGGACAAUCUGUUGAAGGGGGCGGCGACGCAGUGCAUGCAGAACUUAAACUUGGCGCUCGGUUUCGAUGAGCUGGAUGGUAUCCCUAAGGACCGUAUCUGA
This is a messenger RNA of Dioszegia hungarica, 2694 nucleotides long. RefSeq lists its product as uncharacterized. The transcript is spliced from 7 exons. The record is from RefSeq and is a predicted model, not a curated record. Gene Ontology annotation, biological process: L-arginine biosynthetic process. Bases 1 to 2694 code for a protein of 897 amino acids. NCBI's taxonomy places the organism in Eukaryota, Fungi, Basidiomycota, Tremellomycetes, Tremellales, Bulleribasidiaceae. Gene Ontology annotation, cellular component: mitochondrion; mitochondrial matrix; cytoplasm. Gene Ontology annotation, molecular function: NAD binding; L-glutamate N-acetyltransferase activity, acting on acetyl-CoA as donor; N-acetyl-gamma-glutamyl-phosphate reductase (NADP+) activity.